Molecule: messenger RNA, 1289 nt
Organism: Monascus purpureus
Lineage: Eukaryota; Fungi; Ascomycota; Eurotiomycetes; Eurotiales; Aspergillaceae
Source: the annotation of a GenBank genome assembly
AUUCAACUCUCUAUCUCUAUCAUCCAUUGCUUAAUUGACGAAUUGCUUUCUUGCUUUCAGUUGUACUCGGCAUUAUACAACUGCAAACCCCCAAUCUCAAUCCAAUUGAGACCCUACCCCGCUAUUGACUCAGCAUUGAUAACCUGUUCACCUCAAAGAAUAUAAUCAUGGCCACCGCACCAAGAGGAAGACUUCAGGGCAAGAAUGCCAUCAUCACGGGUGCCGCUGGGUAAUCUUCCUCGAUCCCGUUCUGCCUUCUUCCAAUGCGCUGACGGACUCUAUGCAGCGGAAUUGGUCUAGAGACCAGCAUCCUCUUCGCCCGUGAAGGAGCCAACGUCCUCAUGGCAGAUAUCUCUGAACCAGCUCUCGAGAAGGCUCUCGCCAAAGUAAAAGAGGUCGUCCCCACGGCUCCCCGCGUGGAGACGGUCAAAUGCGACGUCUCGAAGGAAUCCGAAGUCCAAGCCAUGAUCGAAUCCCAGGACAGCUGGGGCGGCACCGAUGUGAUUUUCAACAACGCGGGUAUCAUGCAUGCGGACGAUGCGGAUGCCGUUGAUACUCCUGAGAAGAUCUGGGAUCUCACGCAGAAUAUCAACGUCAAGGGUGUCUGGUAUGGAUGCAAGCAUGCCGUUCUCAGUUUGCGCCGUCACAAGAAGACGAAGGGUAGCAUUAUCAACACCGCAAGCGUGGUGGCUUUGGUCGGAAGUGCUACGCCCCAGUUGGCAUACACGGCCAGCAAAGGUGCUGUUCUUGCAUUGACCCGGGAGUUGGCCAUCGUGCAUGCUCGUGAGGGAUUCCGAUUCAAUGCUUUGUGCCCUGCUCCUCUGAACACCCCUCUCCUCCAGGACUGGCUGGGAGACGACCAGCCCAAGCGUUUCCGCCGUGAAGUGCACUUCCCCACGGGUCGUUUCGGAGAGGCCAUCGAGCAGGCGCACGCUGUCGUAUUCCUAGCGAGCGACGAAAGCAGUUUUGUCAAUGGAAGUGACUUUGUUGUCGACGGAGGAAUGUCCAAGGCCUAUGUGACUCCUGAGGGGCCUGCCACCGUCGCACCUAAGAACCUGGGCCAUUAAUUAAACCGCAUAGAUUUCGGAUAAUAGAUCAGUGUACCAUUCAUGUCAUUAUGAUGGAUUUAGCAUUUCUCCCAUUGAAACGUCUGUAUUCUGAGUUAUAGAGAGGGCCGCUAUGAAUCCAUGAACAGGUUGGAAACUUCCACAACACCAUUAGUUGCUCUACUGUAGAGUCCAUAUGCAGAUUCAGACAUGGCUUAACAAGCUGCUAAACAGGGAUCAUUC